This is a messenger RNA of Medicago truncatula (barrel medic), 1122 nucleotides long. RefSeq lists its product as uncharacterized. Lineage: Eukaryota; Viridiplantae; Streptophyta; Magnoliopsida; Fabales; Fabaceae. The record is from RefSeq and is a predicted model, not a curated record. The transcript is spliced from 2 exons. The coding region runs from base 181 to 945 and encodes 254 amino acids.
UACCCUACCCCCUCAAAUAUUUUAAUCAUGCUUUCAUCACCAUCAAGAACUAAACCGUUCAUAUAUUUCCCUUCUAAAAAUUCCACCAUCAAUUUCAUAAUAAUCAUGUUCAUCUCUCAUUUUUCCUAGCUAGAACUACUAUACUAUCGUUCAUCUCUCUCACUUUCUCUAACUUUUUCCAUGGCCAAAACCAAAAAUUCAAAACCUAAAACCUCUAUUUUUCUAUGUUGCUUUAGAUCACACAUGCCAAAUAAACCUUCAACAAAUGAUUCAUCAACCAUUAAAGAAGUUAAUCCUAUACCAAAGCAAAAGAAAAGUAGUUGGUUUUCAUGGAGAUGGAUUAAAAUGAAAAUGAAGUCAACGUCCAAAACGGUGCCGCUUGAAGCUUCAUUCUCUCAUUAUUCAAAGUCACGGUCAAAGUUUUCAACUCUUCAUCAUAAAUCUAGAAAAACUCUACCAACCAAUCCUCCACCGUCAAUUCCGCCGUCUACGGUGGUGCUCCCCGGCACCCCUUAUUAUACACCAACACAGACAAGGCAUGGUCCAAUUAAUGACAUUAUUACAGAAGACACACAUGUACAAGGUAGAGCUACUCCAACACGACCAAAACGACAAGUACAAAGGCUGUCGUCUACAACACAAAACCAAACGACAAUAAAAAACCUAAAAAACGUACGAAGUUCAUAUGAUCCUAUAGUUGGAAUGUCCAUACUAGGUGUGACCUUACUCAUAAUGAUAUUUUGGGGUCGUUUUUGUGCCAUUCUAUGUACUUCAGCAUGGUUGUAUUUUAUACCACGUUUUAGAAAUAGUGGUGGUGGAAAUUAUGAGGAAGAUGGUGCCAAAAUAAUGUCAAAGAAUGAUGUAGAUUUUGAUUCUGAGGAGUAUAAGAAAAAAGUGAUUAUGGAAGGACUUCUUGGGAGAAAUAAUCGAGGUAGUAAUAUAUGAUGUGAAGAUUCUUGUGUUACUCAAAAAAGGAAAAAAAGGGAAAAAAGAUUCUUGUGAUUUUGGUUAAGGUAGGCCAGUAGGUGGGUUGUUGAUCAUGUCGUCUGUUGGUGGCUGCUUGAAAUUUUGUCUUAAAAUUUAGUUUAUAUAGUACUAUUAUACUAUGUAACAAAAAAAAAA